CGCGUGCACGGCGCGGACACACAGGGCGUGUGCAGGGAAAUGUGCGUGUGCACGCGCCCCGUGUGUGUGCGUGUCGGCGGUGUGAGACGCGCGUGUGUGUGGAUGGAGAGAGGAUGGAGGCUGCAGCCUCGCGCGACCGCGACACCACGGCGUGCACGCGCAGAGCUGUAUCGUUGGUUGGUCGCGCGGAUUUCCGACAGGUCAUGGAGGUGUCGUCGCACAGCCUCUUCCUGCUGCAGCAGCUCAACGUUCAGAGAGAGUUCGGCUUCCUGUGCGACUGCACGGUCGCCAUCGGAAACGUCUACUUCAAAGCUCACCGCGCCGUGCUCGCCGCCUUCUCCAACUACUUCAAGAUGAUCUUCAUCCACCAGUCCAGUGAGUGUAUAAAGAUCCAGCCCACAGACAUCCAGCCGGACGUCUUCAGCUACCUGCUGCACAUCAUGUACACCGGCAUGUGUCCCAAGCAGCCGGUGGACCAGAGCCGACUACAGGAAGGCAUUAAGUUCCUCCAUGCCUACCAGUUGUGUCGGAAACCCGGAGAAGGCACCACCGACGCCACCACUGAUGUGGUCCGCAUGUCCAACCUCUAUGGCAUCCAGAUCUCCUCCCAGCUGGCCAACAAGGAGGCGUCCGGAGUUCCGAAGUCCACCACGGUGUCCUGCGGGGCCCCCGAUGAAGGGCGCUCCUCUGGCCGGGCGCGCUCGCACUCCCAGCUGUCUCUUGCUGUUGGACUGGAGGGAGUCCCGUCGGACCGGCAGGCCUCUGCACUACGCAACGUCUGCUCCGUGGCGUCAGGAGACGACUCGGACAUCUCGACUCGCAUCAAACAGGAGCGGCUGGAAGAGGAGGAAGGGGAGGACGGCGAGGAGGUGCAGGGGGCGGGGUCUCCGUCUCCAGCUCAGGGCAGCAGUCCCAGUCAGAGCCUCCUUUUUAAAAACCGUCCACUGGUCCUGCUUUGUCCUCGCUGUGGAGAGCGCUGCUCUUCCCCCGAGGGCCUGCGGGAGCACCUGUUCAGCCACGCCCUUGACCCCACCCGUCUGAUGGAGGGGCUGUCGCAGGGCGGCGAGCUGGACGCCGGCGUGGAGGAGGGACCUCCGGGUGCUCAGGAGCAGCUGGACGCGGGAUGUCUGGAGGAGGCACUGAGGCAGAGCCAGGCGCUUGCUAACCAGCUGGCUGCAGAGCUGAGGAGGAGCCGGGGCGGAGGAGGUGGAGGAGGUGGCGGCGGCAGCCCCACCGCCACCGUCCUCCACUCACGUAAACGUAAGAUCGCCUGCGCCGUCUGCAGCCUGCGCUUCUCCCACAAGAGCCAGCUGCAGGAGCACAUGUACACCCACACUGGAAAACCGUCCCGCUACCACCGCUACAACCGCCUCUGCAGCCAGCUCUUUCAGGCCUCCGCCCACUUCUGUGAGGGCGCCACGGAGCCCGGGGGCGGGGCCUCAGCCGGCACCGCCACACUCUCUGAGGAGGCCAACAGGGACACUCAGGACAACGGCAGCUCCUGCUACUCCCUGGACUCUGAGAUCUCCCAGGAGAGCGUGGACGGUGUGCCCGUCGAGUGACAUCAUCAG
Molecule: messenger RNA, 1571 nt
Organism: Larimichthys crocea (large yellow croaker)
Lineage: Eukaryota; Metazoa; Chordata; Actinopteri; Sciaenidae
Gene: zbtb25
Product: zinc finger and BTB domain containing 25
Exons: 3
Coding region: 114-1562 (482 amino acids)
Biological process (GO): regulation of transcription by RNA polymerase II
Cellular component (GO): nucleus
Molecular function (GO): DNA-binding transcription factor activity, RNA polymerase II-specific; protein binding
Source: RefSeq, a predicted model, not a curated record